Fundulus heteroclitus (mummichog) is the source of this 890-nucleotide messenger RNA. RefSeq names its product double C2-like domain-containing protein beta. The transcript is spliced from 5 exons. Lineage: Eukaryota; Metazoa; Chordata; Actinopteri; Cyprinodontiformes; Fundulidae. The record is from RefSeq and is a predicted model, not a curated record. The coding region runs from base 218 to 874 and encodes 218 amino acids.
UCACAACCACAGGGGAAGGAAAAGAGGGAGGGACGGAGGAGAGCGAACGAUGAACAUAGACGGGGAGGGAUAGAGCGAGAGAGAGUACGGAGAGGGUAUAUUGACUCAGAGCUGGUCUGCAUGCUCCACAGAGUGUGAGAGACAGAGGAUGUGAACGCAGGCAAGAUGGAGCGCUGGCACAGAUGAAGACUGUCCCUGGUCCCGCUUGACAGUCCAGAUGAGUCUCUCGAAGCCCCCGCCACCGCCCUCCACCUCCCACCUGGCCAUCCCCCCCGCCUCCACGCCCAGCCCUUCCUCGUCCGCCACCUCCCCCUCGUCCACGCCCCACCCGGCCGCUCCUCCCCCGCCCUCGCCCGUCAAGAUCUCUAUGCAGGAGCACUUCGCCAUCAACGUGUGCCCGGGCCCCAUCCUCCCCAUCCCGCAGAUCUCCGACUUCUUCCCCCGUUUCCACGACUACCCGUGCACCCCGCCGCCGCCCAGGGAGAAGAAGAUCCUGAAGGAGGAGACGUUCAACGGGGAGACGGGUGGAGGGUUCAAGGAGGGGGAGAAGAAAGGGGAGAACGACGGGGACAGGGAGGAGAUGUUCGACUCGGAUGAUGAAGACACCUACCUGGGAACGCUGGAGUUCAGCCUGCUCUUUGAUCAAGAGAACAACUGCCUUCACUGCACUAUUCACAAGGCGAAGGGUCUCAAAGCAAUGGACUCCAACGGGCUGGCCGAUCCAUACGUCAAGCUCCAUCUUCUCCCAGGAGCCAGCAAGGCAAACAAGCUACGUACAAAAACCUUGAAGAACACCCUGAAUCCGGUGUGGAACGAAACGCUGGUGUAUCAUGGCAUCACAGGAGCCGACAUGACCACCAAAACUCUCAGGUAGGUCCAUGGCUGCGAAC